Rhinolophus ferrumequinum (greater horseshoe bat) is the source of this 3783-nucleotide messenger RNA. It is a transcript of the gene APBA2, whose product is annotated as amyloid beta precursor protein binding family A member 2. Gene Ontology annotation, molecular function: protein binding; amyloid-beta binding. The coding region runs from base 421 to 2685 and encodes 754 amino acids. The transcript has 15 exons. Lineage: Eukaryota; Metazoa; Chordata; Mammalia; Chiroptera; Rhinolophidae. Gene Ontology annotation, biological process: chemical synaptic transmission. Gene Ontology annotation, cellular component: dendritic spine; plasma membrane; cytoplasm. The record is from RefSeq and is a predicted model, not a curated record.
GCAGCGCGGCGCGCGGGGCUGGGUGCGGGCGCAGUGGAGCCUCGCGUCGCCUGCUCUACCCGCCGGAGGACCGGACCCCUCAGGCUCCAGCUCCAGCAGGUCCGGGGCGCGCCCGGGAAUCUGUGUGCUCCCCAGGGCCCAGGGCGGUGGGGCGCCGCGGCUUCCAGAGCCUGGGCUCCGGUUCCUGUUCCCGAGACCAUCCCCGCAGGACCCGGCCCCAGUCACGGAAUUUUCUGCACUGCUGAAUCACGCGUGGGCAAGCCCGCCGUCCAGACCAGGACUGUCCCGCGGAUGGCCGAGAGCCCUCGUGGGCCUGCAGAUUCUGAAAAGAUUUCAUCACCAGGAGGUUUGCCCGGCUAUCACCCGGCCACUUGUUUUCGUGGCGGCCUCCUGGUGACGAUGGCCGCGUGAACGCCCGCCAUGGCCAACUGCGCGCGUCAGAGCCCGGCAAGCAGCAUGCUGGACCACAGGGUGAAGCCGGGCCCCGGCCCCCAUGGCCAGGAGCCCGAGAGCCAGGACGCAGAGCUGCCCCUGGAGGAGUACGAGCCCCAGGGACUGGAGCUGGCGGCCCUGCGGCCCGAGAGCCCCACACCCCCCGAGCAGAGCUGCCACGACCACAGCCCCGACGGGGACUCCAGCUCCGACUACGUGAACAACACCUCGGAGGAGGACGACUACGACGAGGGCCUGCCUGAAGAGGAGGAGGGCGUCACCUAUUACAUCCGCUACUGCCCCGAGGACGACAGCUACCUGGAGGGCAUGGGCUGCAACGGCGAGGGCUACCUGGCCCACAGCACGGGCCACCUGGAGACGGACGAGUGCCAGGAGGCCGUGGAGGAGUGGACGGACUCGGCCGGGCCGCGCCCCCACGGCCACGCGCGCGAAGGCAGCCGGGACUACCGCGACAGCCGCCUCCCCAGCCCAGACGACGAGGCCUCCGUCCUCGAAGCCCAGGACCAGGAAGAAGAUGUCCACUACUGUCCCAGUGAGGAGGGCUACCAGGGCUACUACCCCGCCGAGGCAAACGGGAACGCGGGCGGCGCGUCCCCCUGUCGCCCGCGGCGCGGGCAUGGGGACCUGGAGGACCAGGAAGAGGAUAUCGACCAGAUCGUGGCUGAGAUCAAGAUGAGCUUGAGUAUGACGAGCAUCGCCAGUGCUGGAGACGCCAGCCCUGAGCACGUGCUGGUGCCAGGGCCGGCGCAGGAGCCUGGGGACUCCAUGGAGGCCGGCCCGCCCGGCGAGGCCAGCCAUGGCCCCAGCAGACACGAGGGGAGGCCCAAGUCACUCAACCUCCCUUCUGAAGCCAAGCUCCCCAGAGACCCCCAGAGAGGCUUCAAGACCAAGAGCAGGACCCCCGAGGAGAGGCCUAAGUGGCCCCAAGAGCAGGUUUGCAAUGGUUUGGAGCAGCCGAGAAAGCAGCAGCGUUCCGAUCUCAAUGGACCCGUUGAUAAUAACAACGUCCCGGAGACAAAGAAGGUGGCAUCGUUUCCAAGCUUUGUGGCUGUUCCAGGGCCCUGCGAGCCGGAGGACCUCAUCGAUGGCAUCAUCUUCGCUGCCAACUACCUGGGGUCCACCCAGCUGCUCUCAGAGCGGAACCCUUCCAAGAACAUCAGGAUGAUGCAAGCGCAGGAGGCCGUCAGCCGGGUCAAGAGGAUGCAGAAGGCUGCCAAAGUCAAGAAAAACGCGAAUUCUGAGGGGGACGCCCAGACCCUGACCGAAGUGGAUCUCUUCAUCUCCACCCAGAGGAUCAAGGUGCUAAAUGCGGACACACAGGAAACCAUGAUGGACCACGCCUUGCGCACCAUUUCCUACAUCGCCGACAUCGGCAACAUUGUGGUCCUGAUGGCCCGGCGGCGCAUGCCCCGCUCGGCCUCGCAGGAUUGCAUCGAGACCACGCCCGGGGCGCAGGAGGGCAGGAAGCAGUACAAGAUGACCUGCCACGUGUUCGAGUCCGAGGACGCCCAGCUGAUCGCCCAGUCCAUCGGCCAGGCUUUCAGCGUGGCCUAUCAGCAGUUCCUGCGGGCCAACGGCAUCAACCCCGAAGACCUGAGCCAGAAGGAAUACAGCGACGUCAUUAACACCCAGGAGAUGUACAACGACGACCUCAUCCACUUCUCCAACUCGGAGAACUGCAAGGAGCUGCAGCUGGAGAAACACAAGGGGGAGAUCCUGGGCGUGGUGCUGGUGGAGUCGGGCUGGGGCUCCAUCCUGCCCACCGUGAUCCUGGCGAAUAUGAUGAACGGAGGCCCUGCCGCGCGCUCCGGGAAGCUGAGCAUUGGGGACCAGAUCAUGUCCAUCAACGGCACCAGCCUGGUGGGGCUGCCCCUCGCCACCUGCCAGGGCAUCAUCAAGGGUCUGAAGAACCAGACGCAGGUGAAGCUCAACAUCGUCAGCUGCCCACCGGUCACCACGGUCCUCAUCAAGCGGCCAGACCUCAAGUACCAGCUGGGCUUCAGCGUGCAGAAUGGCAUCAUCUGCAGCCUCAUGCGAGGGGGCAUCGCAGAGCGAGGGGGCGUCCGCGUGGGACAUCGCAUCAUUGAGAUCAAUGGGCAGAGCGUGGUGGCCACGGCCCACGAGAAGAUAGUGCAGGCUCUGUCCAACUCGGUCGGAGAGAUCCACAUGAAGACCAUGCCCGCUGCCAUGUUCAGGCUCCUCACGGGCCAGGAGACCCCGCUGUACAUCUAGGCCGCCCAGGAGGCCGGACCCAAGACCUGACCCCUGACCCCACAGCCCACCAAGGACACUGGCUCCCUAGAGGGGGGCCCUCACCACCCACUUGUUUUUGGACAAAAAGGGGGUAUGUCUUUGUUGAAGGAGAGUCACAGGAACCAGUCUUUGUAGAAGAGUCAAGUAUUUGCCGCGUCCUGAACCGUCUUCUCAUUGCGACUAUUUCUUUGUACCUGUGUGGUGUGGAGUCUCCGCCCUGGAGCCCAGACAGGGAGCGCGGUGCUUGGACGUGGCUGUGAAGGGAGUCAGUCCGCGAGGAUGGCGGGCGCCGGGGGCAGCUGUGAGGGGAGUCUGGGGUGCUGUUGGGGGCACCCUGCCGGCCCCCAACGGGCUGAUUGUGCUGCUGCUUCCUCUGUGGGAGCCCGGGCAGCCCAGCUCUCAGGACGUCGCUGUAACUGAAGUUGGGGAACCCGUGAUUGUAUCGGACGAGAAAGGAGCCGCUCCUGAGUUAAAUAAAGGAUGGUGGCCUCCGCAUGGAACUCCACAUUUAUUUAGACAAGACCAGUGUUCUUUUAUUUCGACAAGCCGUUCUUCAGACUUGAGGGUUUUCGGAUGACCCCUGCCCUCACCGGUCUGGUCUCUGUGGAUCUGCCUGGGCACCAUCCUCCAGACGGGGCAGCUCGCUCCUCCAAGGGGCAAGGACAGCUGCCCAGGCGCCGGCCAUCUAGUCACAAUCCCCUUCUACACACGCACUCCCCCCACAACACACAGGGCCCACCAGAGAACGCGACCUCUGCCAUUCCCGGGGAGACCGGCGGUGAGUGGGGGCUCCCGGGCGGGCCAGGUGCCAUCACCACGAGCAGUGUUAGUGUGUGCAAAUCAAGUACAACGUAGCCUAGUUCAGUCCCUUUAGAGAUCAGUGUGACCUGACGUCAUUUUGUCCGCAGUCUCUUUUUUUGGCCCCGGCCUUGAAGAAUACACUGUGACUUCAGAAGCCUUACCAUGCAGUAACUAAAGCUAGGAUUACUGUAUCCAAGGAGUGACCUGUGUGUUGCAUGCAGCCCACCUUAGGAAGACUUGCUAAUACCACUAAUAAACCUGACGUCAUGACGAAAA